Messenger RNA from Myripristis murdjan (pinecone soldierfish), 2328 nucleotides. It is a transcript of the gene lrrc4cb, whose product is annotated as leucine rich repeat containing 4C, genome duplicate b. Gene Ontology annotation, molecular function: cell-cell adhesion mediator activity. NCBI's taxonomy places the organism in Eukaryota, Metazoa, Chordata, Actinopteri, Holocentriformes, Holocentridae. The record is from RefSeq and is a predicted model, not a curated record. Gene Ontology annotation, biological process: regulation of axonogenesis; modulation of chemical synaptic transmission; synaptic membrane adhesion. Gene Ontology annotation, cellular component: postsynaptic density membrane; plasma membrane; glutamatergic synapse. The transcript has a single exon. Bases 1 to 1896 code for a protein of 631 amino acids.
AUGCUGAACACAAUGAUCUCCUCCCUCCAGCGCCAGACAAUGAGAGGUCAUAGGCUGAAGGGGGCGCUGUCCAACCCCCUCUUUGUUCUGCUCUUGGCCCUCCAGAUCUUGGUGGUUGCAGGGCUGGUUCGUGCUCAGACCUGUCCGUCCGUCUGUUCAUGCAGCAACCAGUUCAGCAAAGUCAUCUGCACCCGUCGCAGUCUACGGGAUGUUCCAGAUGGCAUUUCCACCAACACUCGUUACCUGAACCUCCAGGACAACCUCAUCCAGGUCAUCAAGGUGGACAGUUUCAAACACCUGCGCCAUCUGGAGAUCCUGCAGCUUAGCAAGAACCACAUCCGCAGCAUCGAAAUCGGCGCCUUCAAUGGGCUGGCCAGUCUUAACACCUUGGAGCUCUUUGAUAAUCGGCUCACGACAAUCCCAAAUGGAGCCUUUGAGUACUUGUCCAAACUGAAAGAACUGUGGCUUCGGAACAACCCCAUCGAGAGUAUACCAUCGUAUGCCUUCAACCGGGUGCCCUCACUACGAAGGCUGGACCUAGGCGAACUCAAACGUCUCUCCUACAUUUCUGACGGAGCUUUCAAGGACUUGAGUAACCUGCGCUACCUGAACUUGGGAAUGUGCAACCUCAAGGAGAUCCCCAACAUCUUACCAUUGGUCAGGCUCGAAGAGCUCGAAAUGUCAGGCAACCAGCUCUCUGUUAUCCAGCCCAGCUCUUUCACAGGAUUAGUGAACCUCCAGAAACUGUGGAUGAUGCAUGCCCAGAUCCAAACCAUUGAGAGAAAUUCCUUUGAUGACCUGCAGUCACUGGUGGAGCUCAACCUGGCCCACAACAACCUUACCUUGCUACCACAUGAUCUCUUCACCCCUUUGCAUCGCCUUGAGCGGGUCCACCUUCAUCACAACCCUUGGAACUGCAACUGUGACAUCUUGUGGCUCAGUUGGUGGCUGAAGGAGACGGUGCCUGCAAAUACCAGCUGCUGUGCCCGUUGCCAUACCCCUGCAAACUACAAAGGGCGAUACAUUGGGGAAUUAGACCACAGCUACUUCCAGUGUGAUGUCCCUGUCAUUGUGGAGCCACCCACUGACCUGAAUGUGACAGAGGGAAUGGGAGCGGAGCUUAAAUGCCGUACAAGCUCUUUGACAUCCAUCAGCUGGCUUACACCAAACGGUUCAUUGGUGACUCAUGGGGCUUAUAAGGUGCGUUUGUCUGUACUCAAUGAUGGGACAUUGAACUUUACAAGCGUCACCAUGCAGGACACUGGGACUUACACCUGCAUGGUUAGCAACACAGCAGGCAACAUCUCUGCCUCCGCUGUGCUUAACGUCACUUCAGUGGAAAACAGCGGGGUGACAUAUUUUACCACAGUCACGGUGGAAACCAUUGAGACACCCGGGGAUGAUAGCCAAACCCCGCUUCCUCCUUUUGGCUGGGUGUCAUCCUCAACCACAAAAGGUCCCCCCGUUUCAACAAGGACCACAGAGCGGACUUAUACCAUUCCAGUUCUCGAUCUGGAUGGAGAGGGAGCCCUCAAUGGCCUGGAUGAGGUGAUGAAAACCACCAAGAUUAUCAUUGGCUGCUUUGUGGCCAUCACGCUUAUGGCUGCUGUCCUACUGGUGAUUUUCUACAAGAUGAGAAAGCAGCAUAACCAGCAGGAUCCUGAUGGCCCUGCCUCCUCCAUGGAGGUUAUUACUGUUGAAGAAGAGCUCGCAGGUGUCGCAGCCAUGGAGAGGCACCUAUCGCUGCCCCCACUGGAGCAUUACAACCACUACAACACCUACAAGAGCACUUACCACCACCCCCCUAUGCUCAGUACCAUACACAGCUCAGCCACACAGGAACCUUUACUGAUUCAAGCCUGCUCAAAAGACAAUGUACAGGAGACCCAAAUCUGAUCCUGCAUCCGACAAAAUAUCAAAAUAUCAGCAGUUUCAUACUCGGAUUACAAUGGACCAAAUGGUGAAGAUAAAAGAAACUAAACUGACAUUAACUUGACAGACGACAUGAGUGAUAAAUCAGCAUUGGGAAAGGGGAUGACAUAUGGUACUUUAACAAGUGUCUUUACAAAAACAAAGAUUAUUUAUUGAAAAGUAUGUCUAGUGGCAAAAUGAAGAAAAACAAAUGUGUGAUAGCUUUUUAGCUCCUCUUUUUUCUCUCUGUGUGUAAUACUGCAUAAGGGAAAGAAUGGUUUACUACAAGUGAAUGUGGGAUAUAUCAAAUUCAACCCAUGAUAAACCAAUAUAGAAAAGGGCCUUAAACUAUAGUCAAUGCAAUGCCAUUAGACUGUAUUUGAUACUUUGAUUUAAGCUGAAAAUCAUAUACUUUGA